Dovyalis caffra is the source of this 1521-nucleotide messenger RNA. The record is from the annotation of a GenBank genome assembly. Lineage: Eukaryota; Viridiplantae; Streptophyta; Magnoliopsida; Malpighiales; Salicaceae.
AUGCAUUACUCACUUAAGAUAGAAUCGUUCUCUUCACUGCUGAAGACAAAGGUUGAAAAGUAUGAAUCUAAUAUUUUUGAAGCCGGAGGCUACAAAUGGAGAUUGUGUCUCUACCCAAAUGGAAACACAAAAGGAAACGGAAAAGGCUUUAUUUCCCUGUACUUGGAAAUUGAACAUACAAGUGAUCUUCCUCCUCGGUGGGAAGUCAACGCCGAAUUCAAAUUAUUUGUGUUUGAUCAGAUAAAGAACCAGUACUUGACUGUCCAAGAUUCUGAUGGAAAAAGCUUUCAGGAGAUGAAGACAGAAUGGGGUUUCGAUAAAUUGGUUUCCCUUGAAACAUUCAAUGAUUCCUCUAAUGGAUAUCUUGUCUCUGACUGCUGUUUUUUUGGAGCUGAGAUUUUUGUUAUCAAGCCAACAGGAAAAUGGGAAUCACUUUCUAUAGUUCAUAAACCUGCUAAUGGUUCUUUAAGAUGGAAGAUUGAAGUUGAUGGCGAUAAGCUUCCACCAAAGAAAACUUUGUGGACAGAAUACAAGCUGCGAGUUUUGGACCAGUGUCGUGACAAACAUGUCGAAAAAACAGUAAACCUGCUCAGGCUCUCUGUCUAUCUAAUUGAUGACUUGGUUAUGAGUCACGUUACGUAUUCUGCAAUGAAGAACAAUAAUAUCUGCAACUCUAUGAGCUCCGGCGGACUUGGAACCACAAGAUCCAAAAGAGAUCUUCCUCCGAUGCAUUACUCACUUAAGAUAGAGUCAUUUUCUUCACUGCUGAAGACAAAGGUUGAAAAGUAUGAAUCUAAUAUUUUUGAAGCCGGAGGCUACAAAUGGAGGUUGUGUCUCUACCCGAAUGGAAACACAAAAGGAAACGGAAAAGGCUUCAUUUCCCUGUACUUGGAAAUUGAAAAUACAAGUGAUCUUCCUUACCGGUGGGAAGUCAACGCCGAAUUCAAAUUAUUUGUUUUUGAUCAGAUAAAUAACCAGUACUUGACCGUCCAAGAUUCUGAUGGAAAACGCUUUCACGAGAUGAAGACAGAAUGGGGUUUCGAUAAAUUGGUUUCCCUUGAAACAUUCAAUGACACCUCUAAUGGGAGAAUAAGAGUCUAUCCCAAAGGAACUGAUGAAGUAAAGGGAGAUUCACUAUCUAUAUACCUGGAACUAGUUGAUGGCGAUAAACUUCCACCAAAGAAAACUUUGUGGACAGAAUACAUUCUGCGAGUUUUGAACCAGUGUCGUGACCAACAUGUCGAAAAAUCAGUCUCAUUUUGGUUGACCUCCUCCCAUCAUGCACGUGGUUAUGCCAAGUUCAUGCCACUGGGAGAUCUCUAUGAAGCCUCGAAGGGCUAUGUUAUGAAUGAUACUUUAAUUGUUGAACUUUCAGUGAAAAACCACGAGUUGAUUUCUAUUGAGGAUGCAACAGAAGAUGUCAUGGACAAUGUAUGCUUGCCCUGUUUUCUCAAAAGGAAGCGUCUUAAUUAUGAAAUAUAUUCCAAGCACACUAACCAUGAAAAUUAUAUUGGGAGUUAA